Molecule: messenger RNA, 1112 nt
Organism: Dioscorea cayenensis subsp. rotundata (Guinea yam)
Lineage: Eukaryota; Viridiplantae; Streptophyta; Magnoliopsida; Dioscoreales; Dioscoreaceae
Product: protein TIC 20-I, chloroplastic-like
Exons: 3
Coding region: 101-913 (270 amino acids)
Source: RefSeq, a predicted model, not a curated record
AACCUUUUCUCAGAGAUAGUAGGAAGGAGAAGGAGGCUUCAGCGCCACCCACUUCGCUCUCCGGCGACGGCGACCGUCAGGUUUCCGGCGGGGAUCUGAUAUGAUUCUGAAUGGAUGCACCACAACCUUCGGCAGCAUGGCUGCCAAAUCUGGGCCUUGCAAGAGCAGAAACCACUCUGGGCUUAAGUAUUCACCUUUGGCAUCCCGAGAAACUAAUAGCUUCUCUAGAUCAUAUCCUAUCAAUGGAUUAUUUUCCUCAAGAGUAUUUAGCAUGCCCCAUCUCUCAAGCGCAUCUUCGUUCCUGCUGACCGGAGAACAUGGAAGGCUUACAAACACAAUCAACAUGAUGCCGGGUCGCGAAAUUUCUAGCCCUCGAGGCCCCGUGAUCACCAGAGCAUCCAAGGAUGUACCAUACAGCUUCCGCUACCCUCCGAUGACCAAGAAGCCGAGGUGGUGGUGGAGAACCCUCGCUUGCAUUCCAUAUCUUAUGCCACUCCACGAGACUUGGAUGUAUGCCGAAACUGCCUACCACCUCCAUCCCUUCUUGGAAGACUUUGAGUUCUUGACUUACCCGUUCCUUGAGUUUCUCGGUCGGUUACCAAGUUGGUUCUUAAUGGCUUACUUCUUUGUUGCAUACCUUGGGGUUGUGAGAAAGAAGGAAUGGCCUCAUUUCUUUCGGUUUCAUGUUGUUAUGGGAAUGCUACUUGAGAUAGCCUUGCAGGUUAUCGGAACUGUGAGCAGGUGGAUGCCGCUUGCCGUGUACUGGGGCAAGCUUGGGAUGCACUUUUGGACGGCGGUCGCAUUCGCUUACCUCUUUACAGUGCUUGAAUGCAUGCGGUGUGCUCUCGGCGGCAUGUAUGCCGAUAUUCCCUUUGUUUGUGAUGCAGCAUACAUUCAGAUUCCUUAUGAUUAAGGAACAGAGAUUCUAUGUCCAUUUUUGUUGCAACUUUGCCUGUUGUUUCAGAAUUUGGGUAAUGUGGAUUUUCUUUCUUUUUUCUUUUUGGAAUUUCUUGCUCUUAUUGAACAAACCAUCAAGAGAUUAUCACUGUUUUGUUAUCUUAAGAUUUGAUGUUAUUUAUGUUGAGGUUUAAUUGUGCUGUGUUUAUUCUGUA